Messenger RNA from Actinia tenebrosa (Australian red waratah sea anemone), 2192 nucleotides. Its product is annotated as ras-related protein Rap-2a. The record is from RefSeq and is a predicted model, not a curated record. Gene Ontology annotation, molecular function: GTP binding; GTPase activity. NCBI's taxonomy places the organism in Eukaryota, Metazoa, Cnidaria, Anthozoa, Actiniaria, Actiniidae.
CAUUUCGAUGACCCCUGGGCGUUUUCUGUUAAUAAUACUUUGAUCAAAGAAAUUAAUGAUUCGUGAUGGUUUUAAAAGUCAGGGUGUCUUGGCGGAUUUGGUCGGGUUCGAGACCCUGGAAGGAUGGAUUGAUUUCAUGGGGAAUCAGAUAUCGUAGAUCGUGUGUCAAAGCUUGAAUUGAAUACGGUAAACAGUACGUAUUUAUUGCAACCACUUGCCGUCCGAGGAGCUUAAUUUUCAUAUCAUAUGACGAUGACCCGAGGCCGAAGUAAUAUUUAACGCCAACUAACAUUGAUCUCAAUGUCGAGAAGAGAUCCCGAGGCGACAAAUCGCUUCUUCAGUGCUUCAGUCAUGAGAGAACAACAGCAGCAGCAACACAUCAGCGGCUUCCCUCAAAACACCCUGUCUCUAUCAAGACGACAUAGUAGUCUCUCUACCAACGGUACAAAAGAAAAAUCAAGUCAUGAUAGAACGCAAAGAAGUAAUAGUGUGAGUACAGUUGUCCAACCACAUGGUAGUGGUAGUAUUCCAUUGCGGUGUUCUUUCGACGCGUCUAAGAGACGACCUAGUCUCGCAAUCGCCUCUAAGCCCAAGGAUUCCUCAAGCAAUCCGUUGGAACAGUAUUCUUUAGUGGUACUUGGUGUUGGAGGCGUUGGCAAAACAGCACUCGUCGUGCGAUAUGUCACUGGACGAUUCUUGCACGAGUAUGAUCCAACAUUAGAAAUGACAUAUGAAAAAGAAUUACACAUUGGAGAAAACUCAGUGUCUUUAGCUAUUUUAGAUACCGCUGGAAAUGGUCAAGCAUCGUACAUUCAAGAAGGUGACGGUUUCAUCGUUGUAUACUCSAUAACAGACUAUUAUAGCUUCGAAGUAGCGCGCCAGUUGAUCAAGCUGAUCAAAGAAGUGCGACGAACCGAUGACAUUUGCCAGGUACCUAUUGUCCUGGUUGGGAACAAACGAGAUUCAAGAAGAGGACGAUCAGUGUCGAAGAACGAGGCCCGCGAAGUGGCUUCAGAGUACGGCUGUUCUCACUACGAGACGUCCGCCCUCACGAAUCGUAAUGUUCACGUAGUGUUCUAUAACAUGGUGUUCCAAGUAAGGUUCACUAAAGCAUCGAAUAGAGAAUCUAAGAAGAGUCAGGCGUCACCUGCUGGUCCACAUAACGGUUUCUUGAACUCUGUUAAACAGUUGUUUCAUCCCGCUGGAAGAAUGUCGUCCAGACGAGCCAGUUUACCGUCCUGAAGUCAGACCAACACCGUCGUUUCGUCAUYAGAUGACGUCAUCUUUGACCGUGACAUCAYCAUUAUAACUUCUUUGACGUCAUUGCUCUCCAUCUUCGCUGACGUCAACUUAAUGRUUGCUGUGAUUAACAAUGAMGCCACUUUGAAKUAUUCACAAGGAAAAGCAUCRCAAUGGUUGACGUCACUGUUGCCAUGGUAAACAUGUGGCACCAAAAAUGACGUGUGGUAGUUAAUCCAAGUUUCUAUAAAAAAGGGGAAAUUCUCUCAGUCAAAGCAAACGAGUUGUAGCCGACAUUUAAGAGGUGAUAAAUAUUUAGACCGUAGUUAGAUAUUGGCCUAUGGCCUAUCACUCAAACAGACCUUUUUCGAAAGUUURUAAAAUACCGCUGUGUUCCUUGUCUACAGAUUCAUUUACUCAGGGUUAGCCUCGAAUCAAUGUCAAAAUAUUGAAAUGCCAAAGGUAAAGUAAAGAAGGCACAACCGCGACACAAACACUGAAUUUGAAAUUCAACAGACAUCCACAAUAUUCCAACACAUUAAUGUUCUACGAUAAAACGAGGCUAACCUUGCGUCGGUAAAUGAAUUCCUAGUUACAUAGAACAUCGGAAAUUUUUACGAAUUUGAUAAAGGUCUCUAGAAACUGCCGGGACGGUAUGAAUAAUACGGCCAACUCAUGACCGGUAUGGACAGGCGACCACUSUCUUCUAAAACUGAAAUUUAAAGUUAAACUUAAGAUGUAAAAUAUUCUUCCAGGAAAAUGGACAAAAACAAAAACCAUUCAAGUUGUGAUAAACCRUUUAAAUGGUUUGUAGAAUUAGAAAAGGCUGUAGAUAGUUCUAAACAUUACCCUGUGUAAGUUAAAAGAGUAAAAGAAAUCGAAUCGCAUAUAUAUUUGUGUAAGUGGUACAUUUAAUUCAAGUAAAUUAAAGUUUCGACACAAGACUAAGCACA